Molecule: messenger RNA, 591 nt
Organism: Arthroderma uncinatum
Lineage: Eukaryota; Fungi; Ascomycota; Eurotiomycetes; Onygenales; Arthrodermataceae
Exons: 1
Coding region: 1-591 (196 amino acids)
Source: RefSeq, a predicted model, not a curated record
AUGAAGGUUACCUCCGCGAUCAAAGCGAAAUGCGCCAAGAGCCGUAAGAAGGGAAGACCGAAGAGAGGCGCAAAGACAUCUCCACCUCCGCCUGCACCUCCAUCUGCAUCUCCCAAGGGAAGUCCUAGAUCCGGCCAAAAUACGGGAUCAAAGACAUCCAAACCCACGCCCACAGCUGCGAAGGGGAAGGGCAAAGGCAAAUGGAAAGGAAAAGAGAGAGCAAAGUCCCCGUCCAAGUCCGAUGAAGACCCGAAGAGAGAAUGCAGUAUAUCGAACAUCCUACAGCCGCUGAGAGAGCGUAUGCGUCUGCGUAGCUCUGGCGGGGAAGGGGAGCAGGUGAAUAUACCGUUUACGAAGCAUAAUAUAGACGCCUACCUUAUUGAGAAAGGGACGUUUGAUGCUGUUGAUGUGCGGCGGGAGGAGGUGUUGAAGUUGGGCGAAGGGGUGUUUCGGGUUGGGGAGGGGGUGGUGCCUGAGGAUGAUGAGGAUGAUCUGUGCUGGCAGCGGGCGCCGGACUUGAAGGUGCGGAAGAAGGAGAGGGCGCGGCGGAGGGUGGAGGAGUGGUUGGAUGAUGUUUAUAGUAUGAGAUGA